This is a messenger RNA of Lynx canadensis (Canada lynx), 810 nucleotides long. Its product is annotated as keratin-associated protein 10-7-like. The record is from RefSeq and is a predicted model, not a curated record. Gene Ontology annotation, cellular component: keratin filament. NCBI's taxonomy places the organism in Eukaryota, Metazoa, Chordata, Mammalia, Carnivora, Felidae. Bases 1 to 810 code for a protein of 269 amino acids. The transcript has 2 exons.
AUGGCCGCGUCCACCCUGUCCGUCUGCUCCAGCGACCUGAGCUAUGGCAGCCGCGUCUGCCUGCCCGGGGCCUCGGACUCCUGCCCCGACUCCUCCUGGCAGGUGGACGACUGCCCAGAGAGCUGCUGCGAGCCCCCGUGCUGCGCCCCGGCCCCCUGCCUGACCCUCCUGUGCGGCCCCUCCUCCCCCUGCCAGGGAGACUGCUGCACCCCUGCGUGCUGCAAGCCCGUCUGCUGCACCCCUGUGUGCUGCAAGCCCGUCUGCUGCACCCCUGUGUGCUGCAAGCCCGUGUGCUGCACCCCUGUCUGCUGUGAGGACUCCCCCUGCACAACCUCUUCAUGCUGCCAGCCGUCCUGUUGCACCUCCUCCCCCUGCCAGGAAGACUGCUGCACCCCUGUGUGCUGCAAGCCUGUCCGCUGCACCCCUGUCUGCUGCAAGCCCCCCAGCCCCUGCUGCAGACCCUCCUCCUGCAUGUCCCUGCUCUGCCGCCCCGUGUGCAGGCCCGCCUGCUGCACCCCUGUCUGCUGCAAGCCCGUGUGCUGCACCCCUGUGUGCUGUAAGCCCGUCUGCUGCACCCCUGUCUGCUGCGAGGACUCCCCCUGCUCAGGCCCCUCCUGCUGCCAGCCCAGCCCCUGCUGCAGACCCUCCUCCAGUGUAUCCCUGCUCUGCCGCCCCGUGUGCCCCCGCCCCGCCUGCUGCGCCCCUGCCUCCUCCUGCUGCCGCCCGGCCUCCUGCGUGUCCCUGCUCUGUCGCCCCGCGUGCCCCCGCCCUGCCUGCUGCGGCCCCGCCUCAGGCCAGUCCUGCUGCUGA